AUGCUCCUAAAUGGUGGUAGAUUUUUGGAUAGUCAUGACGCCGAUGGCGAUGGCUACAUUGGCAUACACGAACUCAAAGGUCUUAUCAAUGCUGGUCUCUGCAGUGAUAUUCCUGAUUAUAUUGCUGCGCAAAUUUUACAAAAAUCAGAUGAUGACAAUGAUGGUCGUUUGGAUUUUGAAGAAUUCUAUCGGAUGUCUCAAACGCAUAAAUGGAUGAUAAGAAAUAUAUUGACCAAGUAUUGUCGGUUGGUUGUGCCGCCGCCAAAAGCAAUCGAAGGCGAUCAAUUGGAUGGUGUCUACGAAAAGCAAAUGUCCGUUUGCCCACCCCCACUAACUAUGGUUAUGUUCUCUAUAAUCGAAAUUUUGUUCUUCUUGGUAGAUGUUAUACAUUUUCAAGAUGAUCCCAACAACACUGCCAACAUUGGUGAGAAUACUAAUGGUCCUGCCGCGACAAUAUUCAUCUACAAUCCCUACAAACGUUACGAGGCUUGGCGUUUUGUCACUUACAUGUUCGUGCAUGUCGGUUUAAUGCAUCUCUUCAUGAAUCUGGUUAUACAAAUAUUCUUGGGUGUCGCUUUGGAGCUCGUCCAUCACUGGUGGCGUGUGGCCUUAAUUUAUUUGGCUGGCGUACUGGCUGGUUCGAUGGGCACCUCUUUAACAAGUCCAAGGAUUUUCUUAGCUGGUGCUUCUGGUGGUGUUUAUGCUUUGAUUACGGCGCACAUUGCCACCAUCAUUUUGAACUACAAGGAAAUGGAAUACGCCAUUGUGCAGUUAUUUGUAUUUCUCAUAUUUUGCUUUACGGAUUUGGGUACUUCAGUUUAUCGUCAUUUGACAGAUCAGCACGAUCAAAUCGGUUACAUAGCACAUUUGUCCGGUGCCGUGGCAGGCCUGCUAGUUGGUAUAGGUGUGCUAAGAAAUUUGGAGGUCCGCCGAUGGGAAAAAAUACUCUGGUGGAUCGCUGUUAUACUUUACUUUUCGCUAAUGAUGACUGGUGUGUUGAUACAUGUACUCAUGCCGGCCUAUUUUCCCCGCCAGGAAUUCAAUUAAUUCAAUUUUAUAUGCAUCUAUUGCGUAUAUUUAUUACAACUAACCAUCUUUUAGUGAAUAAGCGAAAUUUUAUAGCAUGUUUACUAUCAUGGUAUUUAAUUAGAAUAGCCGAUUAGUCUGUUGCUGUAUCGAACAUACUAUACUUAGACGCACAUGAACAACUGAACAAUAAUCAGUUAUACUACUCUAUUUUUCUAGCUGUAAGUUUUCAAUGUGUUGAGCACCAAAGUGCCUAUAGAGGUUUGUGUAUACACAAAUUUCGACAUAGAAACGUGUAUAAUUUAUUGCAACCGAACUUAUUUGAUACCUUAAAAAUAUUAUACAUAGUACAAGAAGGGUGCUUCGAUAUGGACGGCAGCGUUUUUCGUCUCCAAAGUUGCUCGCUUAUCAUAAUAGUUAAAACCUGUUUGAAACGUGUCGGUAUCAUUUAUACAUAAAACUCUCCAAUCACAAUUGCUAACUAAUAAUAGGAUUGUUGCACUUGCUACUCGAAGAAAAGCUGCGAGAGUAAAGCAAAGAAACGCAAAUUACGCUCCUUACAUAAAAAUUCGACAAACACUUCUUCACACAAAAAUUUUUCCAUUAAAGCUUGUAUUAGUUUCUGUCAUUUUGACAGCAGUGUUUUUCUCUCUCUUUACUGGUAAAUUUAUUGGUGGAACGCAGCUGUAUGUGUAACUAGACUAUGAAUAGCUUGUGGACCACACCUAAUAUUUUAAUAUAUUUAUCAUGACAGUUUAAAAACAUAUUAUCCUUAUUGGGAGCCCUUUUCUUUUAGUAGAUAGUAAAUGUAAGCAAUUUAAAUGAAGCCAAAUUUGACAUACAAACGCUAUUUUGAUAGCGCGUUUAAAGAAGCGUGAAUUAUUUAAAUUAUAUUAGAAAAAAAGUAAGUUAUUUUUCAGUGUAUUUCUUUUUAAUCGUUUUAGAGCUAAAUCUAAAGCAGAUAUUAAUUUAUGUAUUAGUUGAUAAAAACGCAUUUCAGAAUUGACGCCUAUUUUUAAGUACGUUCCAUUUAAAACAAAAGUAUUUACGAAUUGAGGUAUUUUUAUAUUCGUUAUUGAAAAAACUGCAAA
Molecule: messenger RNA, 2117 nt
Organism: Rhagoletis zephyria (snowberry fruit fly)
Lineage: Eukaryota; Metazoa; Arthropoda; Insecta; Diptera; Tephritidae
Gene: rho-4
Product: rhomboid-4
Cellular component (GO): membrane
Molecular function (GO): calcium ion binding; serine-type endopeptidase activity
Source: RefSeq, a predicted model, not a curated record